AUAUAUAAAUACAACACUCGACCGUCGAUAUUCUUAGUGUUGACGAUAUAAGCGGAUGACCGGUACGCUUCGAAAAAGAUAAGUAAGCUGUUCAUUUACCGAUUCUCUCGUCGCGAACUAGUCCCUGAGCGAUGGAUUCUACAACUUCACUCGUCGUCAAGGUGAGCUAUGGAGGUGUGCUUAGGCGAUUCAGGGUGCUUUUCAAAGCUAAUGGACAGCUUGAUCUCAACAUGGCUGGUCUUAGGGGAAAGAUCGCUGCUCUGUUUGACCUCCCUGUGGAUGAUGGUUUCUCUCUGACUUACUCUGAUGAAGAUGGAGAUGUGGUGGCUCUGGUUGAUGAUAACGACCUCUCUGAUGUAACGAAUCAGCGCCUUAAGUUCUUGAAGAUCAAUGUGCAGUCCAAAACCAACUCUAUUGCUCCGGAGAGUCUUCGUGGGAGUUCUACAGCUUCUGGCAUGCCUGAUGGUCAAAACCCGGUUUCGAUAAUCCAGAAGGGUAUAAAUGAUGUUAUGAUGGCUGUACCUAACCCGAUGCGUGAUACUAUUUCCAAGGUGUGUAUUGACCUUACUUCUAAGGCUGCAUCUUCGAGUCCUGUUGUUGGCGAGCUGUUUGAUUGCAUCUCCAAGCUAGGGAAACUCUCAAUUACUCAGGAAGGAACUCCUUCUUCAUCUGUUACUAAGCCUGGUUCUUCAGUUCCUUCCCCUGGUGAGAAGAAGGAUGUCUCUAAGAAGUCAGAGACCGGGAAAAAGGCGGCUAAUCCGAAUGAACCCACUGGAUUUACCCAUUCGAAGACUUCUGGUCGUGUACCAAUCUCAUGGGGAGUGGGUGCUAGUUUCAACGAGUGUCCCUUCGGUGGCGGUAUCGUAAAUGGAUCAAGUCCAAAUCCAAUGAACCUCAACAAGUAUCCCAUGGGGAUAUGUCAACCUAAAGUCUUCCAUAAGGGCAUCCAAUGUGAUGGAUGUGGAGUUGUUCCAAUAACGGGGACUAGAUUUAAGUCGAAUGUGAAAGAAAACUAUGAUCUUUGCAAUAUCUGUUUUUCGGUGAUGGGUAAGGAUGGGGACUACACGAGAAUGGAGAAGCCCGUCUCAGUUCAAUGUCCACACCGCUUUAGAGGACAACUUACCCCAAUUUCAAAUCCGUGGUUGGGACCUGUGCCGCAACCACACCAUGGAGGCUCAAAUUUCAGGAGUACUUGGCCUAAACUCGACAGUCGCUUUGUGCUUGAUGUGAAUGUACUUGAUGGAACAGCUGUUGCUCCUUCUGCUCCAUUCACUAAGGUUUGGAAAAUGAGUAACAAUGGAUCGCUGGUGUGGCCUCGUGGCACACAGAUAUUCUGGAUCGAUGGGGACAGAUUCAGCAACUCAUUGUCAGUUGAUUUACAGAUUCCAGCGGAGGGUGUGCCUAUCAACGGUGAGCUGGAUGUGAAAGUUGAUUUUGUUGCACCAGAGUUACCUGGUCGAUACACUUCUUAUUGGAUGAUGGCUUCCCCUAUUGGUGUUAGGUUUGGGCAACGUGUUUGGGUGUCCAUAAACGUUGAUGCAUCGUUGAAAGGAACUGUUGCGAAUGAGUUUCAUGGACUGAACUUGAAUGCCCUACCUGAUGAAACAUUUGCACGAGAGUUUACAGGGACCAACGUGAAUUAUGAGCUAGCUCAAACCGGCAGCUCCAGUGUUAACGGGACAGUGAAAGGCGCUGAUCUAGAACGAGAAGCUUCUGGGUCACAGAUCCCGGGAAACGAUGACCUGCUGGUUGGUGACGUUGAGCCUGUUAUACCCAACACUCUUACUCCAUCUUCAUCUUCGUCGUCAUGCAACAUAAUUGAGGUCCCAAAUAUGCGUAAUGUUGAGACGUUGGGCGGUGCUUAUUCAUUUUCAAUGGACAUUCCUGCUCCUCUUGAAGAGGAUAUAGAGAAGAACGAGGUGGAGAUAAGCAUGCUAAAAGAGCUAGAGGAAAUGGGAUUCAAAGAGAUUGAUUUGAACAAGGAGAUCUUGAGGGAGAACGAGUACGACUUUGAGCAGUCUGUUGAGGCACUUUGUGGAGUAAGCGAGUGGGAUCCUAUGCUAGAGGAGCUUCAGGAAAUGGGAUUCUGUGAUAAUGUGACGAACAAGAGGCUGCUGAAGAAGAACAAUGGAAGCCUUAAAGGCGUGGUGAUGGAUCUCCUCACUGGGGAUAAGAAGGAGGCUUAAUGUUUUUAUUUUUAUUUUAAUUAAAUAAAAUCUGAUGAAUGAUUAUGUAGUGUGGUUGUGUUUGCGUCGCUAGCAUUGACCUACCAAUGCUGUUUGUGUUGGAUGGAUGAUAUUUACUAUCAGAAAUUUAAGUAUUAAGACUUGAUGAUUUCUUCUUA
Raphanus sativus (radish) is the source of this 2344-nucleotide messenger RNA. Its product is annotated as protein NBR1 homolog. The record is from RefSeq and is a predicted model, not a curated record. Bases 132 to 2186 code for a protein of 684 amino acids. Gene Ontology annotation, molecular function: zinc ion binding; protein binding. The transcript is spliced from 7 exons. NCBI's taxonomy places the organism in Eukaryota, Viridiplantae, Streptophyta, Magnoliopsida, Brassicales, Brassicaceae.